Myodes glareolus (Bank vole) is the source of this 3313-nucleotide messenger RNA. RefSeq names its product cytosolic iron-sulfur assembly component 1 (gene Ciao1). Gene Ontology annotation, molecular function: protein binding. NCBI's taxonomy places the organism in Eukaryota, Metazoa, Chordata, Mammalia, Rodentia, Cricetidae. Gene Ontology annotation, cellular component: cytosolic [4Fe-4S] assembly targeting complex. The record is from RefSeq and is a predicted model, not a curated record. Gene Ontology annotation, biological process: iron-sulfur cluster assembly.
UGGAAGGGGAAGGGGAAUGACUACAAAUCCCAGAAGGCCGCGCGACCUCAGCAGCGGGCCCUUCAGUUCCCCGGGCGACUCCUCUGUCAGGAGCUGGGCCCCUGGCGGCCUCGGGGUCCCAUAGUGGCCACCGCGUUCUGUACAUUGCUUUCGGCGUCCUCCUUCUCACCCUGAGGCCGCCGCCAUGAAGGAUUCGCUGGUGUUGCGGAGCCGCGUCCCGGCACACCCAGACUCCCGCUGCUGGUUCCUGGCCUGGAACCCCACGGGGGCCCUGCUGGCCUCGUGCGGCGGCGACCGUAAAAUCCGCAUCUGGGGCACCGAGGGUAACAGCUGGGUUUGCAAGUCUGUCCUUUCUGAAGGCCACCAGCGCACUGUUCGGAAAGUGGCAUGGUCCCCCUGUGGAAACUACCUGGCCUCUGCCAGCUUUGAUGCUGUCACUUGUAUUUGGAAGAAGAACCAGGAUGACUUUGAGUGUGUAACCACUCUCGAGGGCCACGAAAAUGAGGUCAAGUCAGUGGCUUGGGCUCCGUCUGGCAACCUCUUGGCUACCUGCAGCAGAGAUAAGAGGUCAGCUCUUUUUUCUCCCACAGUUGACGAAGAGGAUGAAUAUGAGUGUGUCAGUGUCCUCAACUCUCACACACAGGACGUCAAACACGUGGUUUGGCACCCAACCCAGGAGCUUUUAGCUUCCGCCAGCUAUGAUGACACAGUGAAGUUGUACCAGGAAGAAGGAGAUGACUGGGUCUGCUGUGCCACCCUUGAAGGUCAUGAGUCCACUGUAUGGAGCUUGGCCUUCGACCCCAGUGGCCAGAGGCUGGCAUCCUGCAGUGAUGACCGUACUGUGCGCAUUUGGCGCCAGUAUCUACCAGGCAAUGAACAAGGGGUAGCAUGCAGUGGCUCCGACCCCAGCUGGAAAUGUAUCUGCACUUUGUCAGGCUUCCACACCAGGACCAUUUAUGACGUUGCUUGGUGUCAGCUGACAGGGGCCCUGGCUACAGCUUGUGGGGACGAUGCCAUCCGAGUGUUUGAGGAGGAUCCCGGCUCAGAUCCACAGCAGCCUACCUUCUCUCUGACAGCUCAUAUGCGCCAGGCUCACUCCCAGGAUGUCAACUGUGUGGCUUGGAAUCCCAAGGAGCCAGGGCUCCUGGCCUCUUGUAGUGAUGAUGGGGAGGUGGCCUUCUGGGAGUAUCACCAUCCUGCAGGCCUCUGAACUAUAGUGUGACUUGCCAAGACUUUCCUAGUCACCGAGAGGACCUGAAGGAUCCUUGAUCUACAUUUAGCUUUAUGCCUUGUUUGGAUGUGUAGAAGCCACAGGACCAUUCACUGUUUCCCUUAAUUGGUGUGAGGGAGCCAUGGGACAGAGCCAUGGAACAGAAGUAUGUUGUAUUACAAAUUUUGCUUGAUUUAGGGCAUGGGGUUACAUUUUGGGAUAAAUAUAGUAUUUAUAAUCACGAUGUAUGUACAGGGAAGAAUGUGUCUGAGAACUUUCUGAAAUUGUGAGCUUUAUAGAAAUAAUCCAUCUGUGCCACACUUCCUGUUUUGUAACUAAAGUCAUUUAUCAUUUAUAAUUCCACUGUUUGAAAUAGGUCCCACUUUCGCAAUUUCUAAAAGUCCUUGCAUUUAAGACAUUCUAGCCAGUUGUGGCGUCUUCCUAGUACUCAGUAAGCAAAGACAGAAUGAUCAGAAGCUCAAGGUUAUCUUUGGCUACAUAGCAAGUUUAAAGCUAGCCUGGGAUAUACGAGACCCUUUCUCAACAAGCAAAAAGAUGUUCAAAGUUUGUUCAGAGUAAAAGAAUGCCACUGUUCUUCCUUAGAAACUGUCAUAUGCCUCUUGAGACAUUAUGCUGUGGUGGCAACUGAAGCCCCCAAAAGAGAGAACUAGUUUUCAGUGAGGGCAGAAAACAUUAUGACAAUAGCUUGUGGCCCUCUUUAAAAACAGCAGGCUGGGUAUGGUGGCACAUACCUAUAAUCCACUACUCAGGAGGCUGACCAAGCUGAUCUACAAAAUGACAACCAGGAAGAGAGCUGUCUCAAAAAAAAAAUGAAAAAAGUAAAAGACGAUUGUGUGUGUGCUGCCAAUCUGUGGUGUUUUUCAGGCUAAAGCCUUUUAAGGCCUUUUUGGUUUUGUUUUAGUGUUUUGUUGUUGUUUGAGACAGGGUUUCUGUGUGUAGUCCUAGCAGUCCUGGAAGUUACUCUGCAGAACAGGCUGGCCUCACGAAGAUCUGCCUGCUUCUGCCUCCUGAGUGCUGGGAUUAAAAGUGUGCACCACCACCAUCAAGCCUAAUAAGUAUAAUAAAGAGUGGUGAGGAUUGUCUCCAAAGCUGGAGCCUUCAUUUAAUUUUUGAUACUGUACAAUUUGACCUUAGAUAACUUUUGAGAGACAUCAGAAGCAGGAUCCAAAGCAGUAGUGGCUACAGUCAUCUGCAGAUCCCUGGGAGUCUUAGGACCCUUGUAGAGUCAACACUAUCACACGGUCAAGCAGUGGCACCAGUUAAAUAGGCAUCAGUCUUCACUGUCGUGUUCCCACAGUAGGAAUGGAGCCAGCUUCUUAGACAAGAAAGAUGACUAAUUAUUAUUAAACAUUGACCCUUGAGAACACUUGUCAUACUGACAAACAAGAAAAUUCCAUCCAGUCCCUCUGUAAUGAUUAAGGUGGACUUAAGGAAGAGCAGCUGGACAUUUGUUGCAAGCCAAGAUAGCUAUUUAUGGCAUGCCAUUUUUUUUUUUUACCAGAACUAGAAAAUUACAGCAUUUAGGCUUUGCUAUUUUAGCUGUGACUCUCAAAAAUGAACACAUUGAACCUUUCACUAAUGAUAAAUGUUUAUCUGAAAACUUGUAACAAACUUUAGUGGUGAUGAAGUUAGCAAUUGAGUAGUGAACUUUGUAGGUAUAUGGAGAGUUGUGCAAUUUCAUGGGUCAGUCUCCAAAUGAACCAUGUACUGAUGUGGUUGGUCAUUUGGAGAAUGUUACAUUCAGAGAGUGACUCUAAGAUGAGGCAGUACAAGAUGCAUGGAUGCAGCUGUAGACCCUAGAUUGCCUUUAGGAAACUUCCAGUUAUGUGAAAACCCUUCUCUUUCCUCUGAAGCUGUUUCAACUCGACCGCACGAUAGACAGCACAGAAGCGGCUAAAGACCCUAACUGGCUUCUGUUAAGCCAGAUGUAAAGUGACUGCAGCACUGUAUCACGCUACUCUUCUUCCAGAAUUUAUUUUUCCUAAAAUAUGCUAAUGAAGUUAUUUUGAAAUGGACUGCCUUGAUUUUCCAUAUAACAAGCGUCAAUGAAUAUAACCUAGAUAAUAAAAGCUUUCGAGGCUC